Lolium perenne is the source of this 2452-nucleotide messenger RNA. RefSeq lists its product as uncharacterized. Gene Ontology annotation, molecular function: RNA binding. NCBI's taxonomy places the organism in Eukaryota, Viridiplantae, Streptophyta, Magnoliopsida, Poales, Poaceae. The record is from RefSeq and is a predicted model, not a curated record.
ACCAAAAUCCCGCGCAACCAAUCCUCGCACCCUCAUGCCUCCAGCCAGGAGGCCCCGGCGGGCCCUGGUUGCGCCCGCCGCCUCAGAGAGCUCCCCUCCGGCCCCUCCGGCCCCUCCGGCUGUGGGUGAGGCCCCGCCUGACACGGCGGAGGCUGCUGCUAGGGUUACGGAGGUUGGUGGCGGGGCGGUGGAGAGUCGCGGUGAGGAGGCCACCGGGGCGGAGUCCGUCGAGGAGCCGGAGGUGGAGGAGGAACCCGAGGAAGCGGAGGAGGAUCCCGAGGAGGAAGUGGAGGAGGAUCCCGAGGAGGAAGUGGAGGAGGAUCCCGAGGAAGCAGAGGAGGACCCUGAGGACGAAGCCGAUGGAGGCAAGGCGGUGUUGGCGAUGGGCCAGGGAGACGGCCCGGCUGCAGCGACUGAGUCGGAGAGGACGGUGGCCAUGGAGGGAGGCGACGAGGAGAAAUCGAUGGCGACGGCAGUGAAAGAUGGCGGCGGUGAAGAUGCGGGGUUGGAGUCUGCGGUGGUAGAGGAGCCUGGUAAGGAGGAUGAGGGGCAAGAACAUCCAGAGGAGGAGAAUCUGAAGGAUGAUGUGAUGGAAGAGGAUGCCGCGGAGGUCUCGGGAGAAGGCGCCGCAGCAGAUGACAAGAAUGAAGUGCCCGAAGAACACGGAGAAUCUGGGGAUGAAGGUUCACAUCGGGAUGCCGAUAAGGAUGUCGUUGCCGGCCAGUUCAGUGUCCACUGUGGGGCGCAGAAUGGUGAACUUGACCCCUCAUUUGCUAUGCUGGGUUCAGUUGCAGUGGGGAAUGUUAAAGACCUUGAAAUAUUUGUUGGUAGAUUGCCUAAGGGUUGUACCGAGGAAGACAUUACAGUGGUAUUCUCUCAGUUCGGGGAGAUCGUAUCUACUAAAAUAGUUAAUGCUGCUAAAAAAAAGAACAACCGCAUUGCAUUUGUUCGUUACAUGAGCACUGAAGCUGCAAAGAAGGCUCUCACUGAAUUUAAGGAUGGAGUUGAGGUGACAGGGGAAAAGGUCAAAGUAUCAGCUUCUCGAGUUAAGAAUACCCUUUACCUUAAAAACAUUUGCAAGAGCUGGACAAAAGAGCAGGUGCUACUCUCAUUGAAAAGUAUUGGAAUCGAAGAAUUUGAAAUGACUUUACCUGAUGACCCUGAUACUGGAGGACGAAACAGAGGGAUUAGUUUCCUCAAAUUUGCUGCGCCUGACACUACCGAAAGCGCACUUCAGAAGUUACAGCAACCAGAUGCACUUGUCGACAUUGAUAGAAGUGAGAAAGAAUAUGCUCGAACCCCUACAGAAUCAAGUCAAGAGCUUGCUCUGAAGGUUAAAUCAGUAUACCUUGAACAUGUUCCUCUUUCUUGGAAUAAGGGGAACAUUGAAGAGUGUUGCAAAUCAUAUGGGGAGAUUCAGGAAGUUCGCCUUCUAAAGAAGUCAAAAAAGAAAAUUGCUUUUGUUGAAUUUUCAUUCAGGAACAGUGCAUUAGCUUGUGUGGAAGGGAUAAACAGUGCCAAGAUUGGUGGUGAAGUUAAGUUGGUUGCGAGUCUUGCUCGACCACGUCGGGAAGUACAUCUGGACAAGAAAGUUGCUAAAGGUGAAGACGCUAACAAUUCUAUAAAGAAAAAGGACCACAAAAAAGAGGUCAUGGUGAAGAAGAGUUCACAUAAAUUGCCAAAAGGUGACACGAGUAAGCUGACCUCACAAGUUGAUGCGGAGGUACCACAAGCAUCCAACCUGUACAAGGGCAAACGGAAAGCUGGGAAGACUGAAAAUAUCGCUGUAAAUGAAAGACUACUGAAGAAAGCACGGAAGAAUUGUGAUGUCCUGACAAAACCUUCCAACAGAACACGUCAUGGUGGUUAUGCUAGAGCUGCAUAUGCAGGAGAAUCUUCUGGAAAUAUGAAACGUUCUUUGGGACCUCGAUAUGUGACUAACGAUUCUCACCCCAUUGCGGGUGCAUCAUCCAGAUCUAAACCAAAUUCUCGUGACCUGGAACCUCAUGCUGGAUACAUCCCUCCUGUAAAUCGUGUUCGUGCACCCGCAGAUCACGCUCAAGUCACCUAUGUGUAUGAUCAGCCGAGAGCUACACCGUCAAAUUACCAUCAUAUUGAUGGUCUUCCUUACACUAGAGAAAUAGCAGCUCCACCACCAGCCUAUUAUGGUUACACAAGCAAUCCUCAAUACCAGGGUGAAUAUGCAUACGCUUAUCUUCCUCCGCCUCAUCUAAGUGAAGCGGACUAUCCAAGAAGCGGAGAAUACAUUCCUCGAAGGAGAUAUUACUGACCAAAUCCUACUGCCGUAUAAACAUCGAACGUUUAUAGUUUUUUUGAACCCUUAUGCUGUGUAGAUGGUACUGAUGCUGGAAAAAGAUGUUUGUACACAGGGUAUGUUUGUACAAUGAAAACAUUACAAUCGAGAUCGCUUGCACUUUGCUUCCACAAGCCA